CAAAGGGGACAGUUAGGACAACUAACGCAUACAGGAUCAUUCUUGGAUUGUGGAUCUUACUCGGUCUGUCUUGGGGGGCGUUGGUCCUCAGCGAGAUCGGAUCUAUGCUUCAGGUAAACCAGGAAGAUUCCAAAAAUAAACUAUUUUGUCUUCUCCUCUGCAUCGUUUGUUUUCAAUGAAAUGUCUGUGACCUGGUUCAACAAAAGUUCUGUUUACAAUGCCGCUUAAAUUUAAUAUUAAACUCGGAAUUUUUUGCUUCUGUAAUAGGGUUAUGCUAUUGAUACUAUAGUCAUGGUACAAAGGGAAAGAACUGAAUAAAAAUUUGUGUGAUCUUAAGAAAUGACUACUUUCCCCCUAUGUUUUAUUUAAGGGGGGGGGGCAGGGGGGGGGUGUAAAAGAAGCCAACAGAGAAUUGCAACUAUUGCAUAAGCAUUUCAUAAAAUGACCAACAUAAAAACAUUUCCAAACUUUUCCAACAUUUUAAAAAAAAUUCAAAAAUUUUAAAAUAUUUCCAAACAUUUCCAAACUUUUCCAAACAUUUCCAAACUUUUAAAAACUUUUAAAAACUUUUCCCACAUUUUAAAAAAAAUCAAAAAUUUUAAAAACAUUUCCAAACUUUUCCAAACUUUUCCAAACAUUUAAAAACAUUUCCAAACUUUUCCAAAAUUAAAAAAAAAAAUUCCAAACUUUUCCCCAUUAAAAAAAAAAUUUAAAAGUAAUUCCAAACAUUUCCAGACUUUCAAAAACUUUUCCAAACAUUUCCAAACUUUUCCAAACAUUUCCAAACAUUUCCAAACUUUUAAAAACGUUUCCAAACUUUUCCACAUAAUUAAAGAUACUUUAAAACACAUUUCAAAACAUUUCCAAAAUUUAAAAAAAACAUUUCCAAACUUUUCCAAACUUUUCCAAACAUUUCCAAACUUUUCCAAACAUUUCCAAACUUUUAAAAAGAAUUCCGAACUUUUCAAAAUUUUAAAAACAUUUCUAUAUAGCUUAAAAUGCUUUAAAACAAAUUUCAAAACAUUUCCAAAAUUUAAAAAAAAUUUUCCAAACUUUUCCAAACAUUUCCAAACUUUUAAAAACGUUUCCAAACUUUUCCACAUAAUUAAAGAUACUUUAAAACACAUUUCAAAAACAUUUCCAAAAUUAAAAAAAAAAUUUCCAAACUUUUCCAAACUUUUCCAAACAUUUCCAAACUUUUCCAAACUUUUCCAAACAUUUCCAAACUUUUAAAAACAUUUCCAAACUUUUCGCAACUUUUAAAAGCUUUUCUACAUAGCUUAAGAUACUUUAAAACAAAUUUCAAAACAUUUCCAAAAUUUAAAAAACUUUUCCAAAUAUUUCCAAACUUUUCCAAACUUUUCCAAACUUUUCCAAACAUUUCCAAACAUUUCCAAACUUUUAAAAACUUUUCCACAUAAUUUAAGAUACUUUAAAACACAUUUCAAAAACAUUUCCAAACUUUUCCAAACUUUUCCAAACAUUUCCAAACUUUUCCAAACAUUUCCAAACUUUUCCAAACUUUUAAAAACUUUUAAAAACUUUUCCAAACUUUUCCACAUAAUUAAAGAUACUUUAAAACACAUUUCAAAAACAUUUCCAAAAUUUAAAAAAAACAUUUCCAAACUUUUCCAAACUUUUCCAAACUUUUCCAAACAUUUCCAAACUUUUAAAAACAUUUCCAGACUUUUCGCAACUUUUAAAAGCUUCUACAUAGCUUAAGAUACUUUAAAACAAAUUUCAAAACAUUUCCAAACUUUAAAAAACUUUUCCAAACUUUUCCAAACUUUUCCAAAAUUUUCCAAACUUUUCCAAACAUUUCCUAACUUUUAAAACUUUUCCAAACUUUUCCACAUAAUUAAAGAUACUUUAAAACACAUUUCAAAAACAUUUCCAAACUUUUCCAAACUUUUCCAAACUUUUCCAAACAUUUCCAAACUUUUCCAAACAUUUCCAAACUUUUCCAAACUUUUCCAAACAUUUCCAAACAUUUCCAAACUUUUAAAAACUUUUCCAAACUUUUCCACAUAAUUAAAGAUACUUUAAAACACGUUUCAAAAACAUUUCCAAAAUUUAAAAAAAACAUUUCCAAACUUUUCCAAACUUUUCCAAACAUUUCCAAACUUUUCCAAACUUUUCCAAACAUUUCCAAACUUUUAAAAACAUUUCCAAACUUUUCGCAACUUUUAAAAGCUUUUCUACAUAGCUUAUGAUACUUUAAAACAAAUUUCAAAACAUUUCCAAACUUUAAAAAACUUUUCCAAAUAUUUCCAAACUUUUCCAAACUUUUCCAAACAUUUCGAAACAUUUCCAAACUUUUAAAAACUUUUCCAAACUUUUCCACAUAAUUAAAGAUACUUUAAAACACAUUUCAAAAACAUUUCCAAACUUUUCCAAACUUUUCCAAACAUUUCCAAACUUUUCCAAACAUUUCCAAACUUUUCCAAACUUUUCCAAACAUUUCCAAACUUUUAAAAACUUUUAAAAACUUUUCCAAACUUUUCCACAUAAUUAAAGAUACUUUAAAACACAUUUCAAAAACAUUUCCAAAAUUUAAAAAAAACAUUUCCAAACUUUUCCAAACUUUUCCAAACAUUUCCAAACAUUUCCAAACUUUUAAAAACAAUUCCAAACUUUUCAAAACUUUUACAAACUUUUCUACAUAGCUUAAAAUACUUUAAAACAAAUUUCAAAACAUUUCCAAAAUUUAAAAAAAUUUUCCAAACUUUUCCAAACUUUUCCAAACAUUUCCAAACUUUUAAAAACAUUUCAAAACUUUUCGCAACUUAUAAAAACUUUUCUACAUAGCUUAAGAUACUUUAAAACAAAUUUCAAAACAUUUCCAAACUUUAAAAACUUUUCCAAACAUUUCCAAACUUUUCCAAACAUUUCCAAACUUUUCCAAACCUUUCCAAACAUUUCCAAACUUUCCAAACUUUUCCACAUAAUUAAAGAUACUUUAAAACACAUUUCAAAAACAUUUCCAAAAUUUUAAAAAAACAUUUCCAAACUUUUCCAAACAUUUCCAAACUUUGAAAAAACAAUUCCAAACAUUUCAAAACUUUUAAAAACUUUUCUACAUAGCUUAAAAUACUUUAAAACAAAUUUCAAAACAUUUCCAAAAUUUAAAAAAAACUUUUCCAAACUUUUCCAAACAUUUCCAAACUUUUAAAAACUUUUCCAAACAUUUCCACAUAAUUAAAGAUACUUUAAAACACAUUUCAAAACAUUUCCAAAAUUUAAAAAAAAAAAUAUCCAAACUUUUCCAAACUUUUCCAAACUUUUCCAAACUUUUCCAAACUUUUCCAAACUUUUCCAAACUUUUCCAAACUUUCCCAAACAUUUCCAAACUUUUAAAAACAUUUCCAAACUCAAACUUUUAAAAACUUUUCUAAAUAGCUUAAGAUACUUUAAAACAAAUUUAAAAACAUUUCCAAAAUUUAAAAAUAUUUUCCAAACUUUUCCAAACAUUUCCAAACUUUAAAAACAUUUCCAAACUUUUCGCAACUUUUAAAAACUUUUCUACAUAGCUAAAGAUACUUUAAAACAAAUUUCAAAACAUUUCCAAAAUUCAAAAAACUUUUACAAACAUUUCCAAACUUUUCUAAACAUUUCCAAAUUUUUCGAAUCAUUUCCAAACUUUUCCAAACAUUUCCAAACAUUUCCAAACUUUUAAAAACUUUUCCAAACUUUUUCCACAUAAUUAAAGAUACUUUAAAACACAUUUCAAAAACAUUUCCAAAAUUAAAAAAAAAACAUUUCAAAAAUUAAAAAAAAAACAUUUCCAAACUUUUCCAAUUUUUCCAAACAUUUCCAAACUUUUAAAAACAUUUCCAAUCUUUUCUAAACUUUUAAAAACUUUUCCACAUAGCUUAAGAUACUUCAAAACACAUUUCAAAACAUUUCCAAAAUUUAAAAAAAAAAGUUUUUCAAACAUUUCCAAACUUUUCCAAACAUUUCAAAACUUUCCAAAACAUUUCCAAACUUUUCCAAACAUUUCCAAACUUUUCCAAACAUUUCCAAAUAUUUCCAAACUUUUAAAAAUUCUCCAAACUUUUUCACGUAAUUAAAGAUUUUUUAAAAAACUUUUCCAAACAUUUCCAAACUUUUAAAAACUUAAAAAAACAUUUCCAAAUUGUUCCAAACUUUUAAAAACUUUUCCCCAUAGUUAAAGGUACUUUAAAACACAUUUCAAAACAUUUCCAGAAUUUAAUAGAACAUUUCCAAACUUUUCCAAACUUUUCCGCAUAGUUCAAGAUACCUUAAAACAUUUCCAAAAUUUAAAAGAAAAACAUUUAAAAACUUUUCCAAACUUUUCCAAACUUUUCCCCAUAGUUAAAGGUACUUUAAAACACAUUUCAAAAUAUUUCCAGAAUUUAAAAAAAACAUUUCCAAACUUUUCCAAAUUUCGAAAAACAUGGAACAUGUCCAAACUUUUCCACAUAUUUCAAGAUAUUUUAAAACACAUUUCAAAACAUUUCCAAAAUGUAAAAAAAAAACAUUUACAAUUUUUCCAAACAUUUCCAAACUUUUCCAAAAUUUUAAAAACUUUUCCAACCUUUUCCACAUAAUUAAAGAUACUUUUAAACACAUUUCAAAACAUUUCUAAAAUUUAAAAAAAACAUUUCCAAACCUUUCCAACAUUUUCAAAACAUUUCCAAAAUUUAUAACAACAUUUCCAAACAUUUCCAAACUUUUCCAAAAUUUUAAAAUAUUUUCCAAACUUUUAAAAACGUUUCCAAUAUUUCAAAAUACAUUUCAAAACUCUUCCAAAAAUUUCUAAACUCUUCCACAUAUUUCAAAAUACUUUUAAAAACAUUUAAAAACAUUUCCAAAAUUUUCAAAACAUUUACCUGAGUAUUUCCACAUUUAAAAAAUGUAAUUACCCAUAUAUUUUUGAAAAAUAAAUCAUUGUCACUGUCAAAAUGUUAUAAAUAUUUGUCAUGAUCAGACUAGAAUAACAACAGCCGCCAGCCAAACUCAAAACAAACUGAGCCACCUGGAAGGCAUUGUCAAGAAAAAGGCUAAAGCAACGAAAGACAAAAUUAUUAAGAAGGUGAGUUCAGAUAUUUAACACCAAAUGGCAUGUCUUAAGGUGAGCUGAAAUAAUGAUAGGUCAACACUAAAAUAUAUUGAGAAAAAUAGAAGCUACUAUUAUUUUUUUUUCAAACCAUUUAUUCUCUAGUGAGACUGGCCAGUCGGACGAUAUAUCGGAAAAUAUUUGACAUAUUAUUGUUUAUAUCUGGUUAUCAAUGAACAUCGAGAUAAAAUGUUCCAAAAUGGGUUGUUCAUGUUAUACGUCUGUUGUUCAGGAUAAAGAAAAGGAUGGCCUCACAACAAAUGGAGAUAAAAAUGGGUCACCGCAAGUUGAACUUACCGUCCCUGACUCUGCAGACUGGGAUGACACAGAUGAUUAUAAUCCAACCAACUCUGACAAUGAAUUAAAUGUUGCUCUCACCUAGAAGAUCCCAUUUCUCAGAAUUGAGACCCAAUUAACUUUUUUAGUUUAUUAUUUGAGAUUUUUCAGGGUAAAUCCAUACCAAUCUUUGGUUGUCAAUUUGAUGAGGCUAUUGAAUGAACGUCUUCAUUGAAAGUUAUGUCCCUUUGCAUCAGAAGUUUCUGUUUAAGUUUAGCUCUCUUAAUUAAUACCAUUCUGAAAUCGAAAAAAAAAAAUAAAAAAAUAAAAAUUAAGUUAUUAGAAAAAACUAAAAGAAUGUCUGUAAUGUAACACCUUAGGACAACCUUAAUCAGGACUCCAUAAUAAAAUGUAACAAUAAGUAACAUGGAGUGAAGAAGAAAAAAUAUAUGUAACCAUUGUUAAUGAAUUCUUAUCCUUCUUAAAAUAUUUUUAUUCAAGUCACCAACAAUUUGUGUUUGUAAUUUUUAAGUCCAUAGAAUAGCCAAGGUUUCAAUUAUACAAAUGACUAGUCCAGACGUUGUGGCAAAAUGUUUUCAUCAGUAAAUAAUACAGUUACAUAAAUUUAAAUGAAACUUUACAACAAGUAGGCCUAAAGGCCUACAUUGACUACAUUGCCUAUCGUGAAUAAAAAGUGAAAGGAUUGAUGUGAUUGAAUUAAUAAAAAAGGUUUCUUUUUUCUGUGUGCGUGUUAGGUGAACAGUUGACUGCCAAUAUUAUUUCCAAAUACCUUGUAUUAUCAGAUUUGGAAAAUUGCUCUUCUGAAUUUAUUUUUACAGCGCUAGUUUUAAUUUUUCUUUACACAAUGCUGUGAUACC
This is a messenger RNA of Lymnaea stagnalis (great pond snail), 6234 nucleotides long. The record is from the annotation of a GenBank genome assembly. NCBI's taxonomy places the organism in Eukaryota, Metazoa, Mollusca, Gastropoda, Lymnaeidae.